GAAGAGCUCGACCCUUCUGCUCGUUCAGUAACGUUAGGUUUCACAGGCGCGGGAGUCAAGAUCACAAGCAACGAUGGACUGGACGACCGUUGUAGGAGUGGCAGCAGGAGCAGUUGGGACAGUGGCGUUAACCCCAGUUGUGGUGUCAGCGGCGGGUUUCACCGCUGGUGGCAUAGCCGCAGGAUCCGCCGCCUCCUGGAUGAUGUCCGCCGCGGCUGUGGCUAAUGGCGGGGGGGUGGCGGCUGGCAGUGCUGUUGCCGUCCUGCAGUCUGUUGGAGCAGCCGGCUUGUCUGGCGCAGCUACAACGGUUGUGGCGUCUGUAGGAGGGGCUGUAGGGGGAGCCGUUGCAAGAGCCGUGUCAUGGUUCCUGUAAAGCUAGGUUCAUGCUAACCUGAAGUUGUCUUUUAUCCACAUUAAGAAAAUGUGUUCUCUAUUUUAUCCCAAAUAAAAUGAUGAUAAAAACAA
Molecule: messenger RNA, 465 nt
Organism: Pygocentrus nattereri (red-bellied piranha)
Lineage: Eukaryota; Metazoa; Chordata; Actinopteri; Characiformes; Serrasalmidae
Product: interferon alpha-inducible protein 27-like protein 2A
Exons: 4
Coding region: 74-373 (99 amino acids)
Biological process (GO): apoptotic signaling pathway
Cellular component (GO): mitochondrion; membrane
Source: RefSeq, a predicted model, not a curated record